AUGGGGACGAAAGGGAUAUCGGUCGAGUACUUGGCAACCGGUGCUAACAGGCAGACGGCUGUCUCAGACUGGGGAAAGAGAGGAAUCGUAGCCUUUGGUGCCGAUAUCAACAUAGCCCUAUGGCGACCUCAAGCCCAGACGCCUAGAGGUGUUACAAAACUGCUAAGUGGACAUAAGGAGCUUGUCAAAGCGGUUUCUUUCUUACCUGAGCGGGAUGAUGAUGAGACAACAUAUCUUGUUUCAGGUUCAGAUGAUAAGUCGCUCAUUUUAUGGAAGGCAGCAGCCGGUUCUGAAGACUUUAAGAUCAUCCAGACUUCUUCCGGGCAUGCUGGUCCUAUAAACUGCAUAGCAGCACACAGGGUUGCAGGCUUCGCAAGUAAAUGGGUCAUUGCAACAGGUAGCGCGGACGCUACCAUCAAGGUCUGGGUCUUUCAGGAUGAAAGCCUUCAGCUGAUUCAAUCCAUCCAAACAAAGCCCAAGUUCUUCCCUCUAUCACUCGCACUGUCUACUCUUGGUCGAGAUGGAGACGUGUUGGUGUUGGCCGCCGCUGGAACGCGUGAUACUAUCCAAAUUCAUACUGCUGGUUUGAGUGGCGAGGCCCCUGCAUUUGAACUUGAAGCAACACUUACAGGUCAUGACAGCUGGAUUCGGUGGCUCUCUUUCACAAGAGAAACCAAAGAUGCUGGCAGUGAUUUGCUGCUUGCGUCAGCGAGCCAGGACAAGUAUAUUCGGAUCUGGAGAGUCCACGAAGGAGAAGAACUUCCGGCCCUGGCAGCCAAGGGUUCCGACCCGCUGAAUGGUGCCUACCUCCCCGGAAAAUCGCCAUCUAAUAAGGCUUAUAAGCUCAAGGCUGGAGGGAAACAAUUCUCUGUCACGUUUGAAGCUCUUCUCCUCGGCCACGAAGACUGGAUAUAUAGUGCAAAGUGGAACCAUGCCAAUGAUAGGCUGCAGCUUCUUACCACUUCAGCAGAUAACUCCUUGGCCAUCUGGGAGCCAGACCCAAGCUCUGGAAUCUGGAUAAGUGUCGUGAGGCUCGGUGAAAUAAGCAGGGAGAAGGGUGCGACGACAGCAACGGGGAGCACUGGCGGGUUUUGGACAGGAAUCUGGUCUCCGGAUGGGCUCUCCGUUGCCUGUCUCGGUAGGACUGGUAGCUGGAGGAGGUGGCAAUACAUACCAUCUGAAGAUGCCUGGAGGCCCUGCAUCUCAAUCUCCGGGCACACAAAGGCAGUUUCUGGUGUUUCUUGGUCCAAGAGCGGCGAAUACCUACUCUCAGCCAGUCUUGAUCAGACAACGAGAUUGCAUACUCAGUGGAAAGCCGGGGGAUCCAAUACAUGGCAUGAGAUGUCGCGACCUCAGAUUCACGGAUAUGAUCUCAACUGUAUCGACUCAUUGGGGACAUCUCAAUUUGUCUCAGGGGCCGACGAAAAAUUAAUGAGAGUCUUUAGCGAACCCAAGGCUGUGGCUUCGAUGCUGAACCGGCUCGGUGGCCUUGGCCAGGAGGGAUUAGAAAAUAUGCCAGAUGCAGCCAAUAUGCCCGUUUUGGGCCUGUCGAAUAAGGCUAUUGACGCAAUGGACGACGACCAAGAAAUCGAACCAGUUGAUGACCGUGAUCGCGAGGCUAUGGACCCAGCGUCUAUAGUGAAAAAGUCCUAUCUCGAAAUCGAUCACCCGCCAUACGAAGAGACUCUCUCUCGCCACACACUCUGGCCAGAGACCGAAAAGCUCUACGGUCAUGGUUAUGAAAUAUCAUGCCUCACUACGAGUCAUGAUGGUAAGCUUAUCGCAAGCGCAUGCAAGGCAAGCUCGACAAACCAUGCCGUGAUUCGUCUCUUUGAGACAGAGCGCUGGACAGAAAUAAGACCGCCACUCACGGCACAUUCUUUGACAGCAACUCGACUUCGAUUUUCAGCUGAUGACAAGUACCUCCUCAGUGUCGGUCGAGAUCGGCAAUGGGCUGUUUUCGCGCGGGAUUCCCAGGAUAUUCUCCAGUAUCAACUCGUUCAGUCCAACCCGAAAGGCCACACGAGGAUGAUUCUUGACGCUGCGUGGAUGCCUUCCGAGAAACCAAUUUUCGCCACCGCUGGCCGAGACAAACAAGUCCGGAUCUGGGCUGGCACCGAGAAUGAGAGUGGGCAGAUGCAGUUCUCUCAAACAAAAUCGAUCCCGAGCGACUCUCCGGUCACCUCUAUAGACUUCAUGCCGCACCCGGUGGAUGGAAAAUACGUCCUGGCUGUAGGCACAGAAGCCGGUCGUCUAGACUUGUAUGUCCUGACUGAAGACUCUAAGGUAACACAGAUACCUCACUCCACAGAUUUCGAUCUACCGAAAGCCGUCCUUCAACUCGCUUGGCAGCCUGCCACCAAAGAGGACAACGGAGGAACAUAUAAACUGGCGAUUGCUGGAGACGAUAGCUCGUUAAGACUGUACGCGGUCGACAAGGAAUUCCUGCGCUCUGUGGGCUCAUAG
Messenger RNA from Clonostachys rhizophaga, 2466 nucleotides. The record is from the annotation of a GenBank genome assembly. Lineage: Eukaryota; Fungi; Ascomycota; Sordariomycetes; Hypocreales; Bionectriaceae.